Fusarium poae is the source of this 1284-nucleotide messenger RNA. RefSeq lists its product as uncharacterized. The record is from RefSeq and is a predicted model, not a curated record. Gene Ontology annotation, biological process: DNA-templated transcription. The coding region runs from base 1 to 1284 and encodes 427 amino acids. Lineage: Eukaryota; Fungi; Ascomycota; Sordariomycetes; Hypocreales; Nectriaceae. The transcript has a single exon. Gene Ontology annotation, molecular function: zinc ion binding; DNA binding.
AUGGCAUUGUUACCAGUAGAGAGUCCUACUCCAGUAACAGACAAUGAGGACUUUUCUCCAUCACCACAAAUCACCGAAGCUGUUAUUAAAUGGUGUCUGGAUGCCUACUUCAAGCACAAGUACCCGCUCACGCCUAUUCUGGACCGCCAACAGCUCGAACAAAGCACGGUUUCAGCUGAGAGGUACAGUUUGAUAUCGGCCUGCUGUGCUAUAAUUGCAUUAUCUCCCGAGAUAUUGCCACCAUCGCAUACGCAGGAUGAUGUUACCCUUCCAUCUGCUGACUUUCUGAUAUCGGAAACUCUUCGCUCAAGGGCAUGUUGCAAGGCUGUGGAGCAUCCAUCACUAAUUCAUGUCCAAACUUCGUUCUUCCUUUAUGCAGCAUUCUUCUCGUUGGACAAGGAUAAUUCGGCAUGGUACUACCUGCAAGAGGCUAUUACCAUGUUACAGACACUGCGACUACAUGAAGAAGUCACCUUUAAUGACUUUAUGGACCCGAUUAUCUCCAUAUAUGCACGGCGUACGUUCUGGGUUUUGUUCAUCACUGAGAGAGCAUAUGGGCUGCAGAGAAAUCGCCCCAUCCGAUUGCAGGAAACCUUGGAGCUCCCAACUAUCGACCCAUUAUCGCAGGACGCAGAAAUACUACUUGGUUUCCACGAUCUUAUAUCCUUAUUUCGUCCCUUCGACUCGGACUUCAUUGCGAACUGGAACCAGUUGACUCCCUCAACAUCAGCUGACUCUGCCCGCCUGUCGCAUCUUCAGUGCCUUCUGAAGUAUUCACUGCCGAAUUUGUCAAAUCACUCCCAGGUUCAGCAAGCCGAUCUUCUCAUUUCACGUCAGUGGCUGAAAACCGUGGUGUGGAAACUUUGUGCCUCAAAGCAAGUGUUAUCUACGGGAAGCAGCGACAAUGUCAUGUCAAUCCAUUACCCUGCCAGCAUUGCGCGUGAUAUCGUUCUCAUAUCGCAGCUAGUACCGACUCAAGCUUUCGAAGCCAAUGGUAUUGGAAUUCUCGAGAAGGUAUUCGAUGUGGGAUGUUCACUAGCAGACCUCAUGAUGCUGGUGCCGCUGGACUUUCAAGCGUCUGCUGUGGAUGUCGGUGCCAUUGACACGCUGGUAGAGAUGGUGAGAAUAGUGGGGUCAAGAUUCGGAGGAAGCUACCGACAUCUCAAUAUACUUGUCGACAAGGCCAGCGGGUGUCUUCUACGGAAUAUAGAUAGAAGCUUGCCCUGGUCAUCAGGAGACGAUGAUGGAGAGGGUCAGGCUACCUAUUCAGCCACGUCUCUUUAG